This is a messenger RNA of Odocoileus virginianus texanus, 924 nucleotides long. RefSeq names its product olfactory receptor 10G9-like. The record is from RefSeq and is a predicted model, not a curated record. Gene Ontology annotation, cellular component: membrane. NCBI's taxonomy places the organism in Eukaryota, Metazoa, Chordata, Mammalia, Artiodactyla, Cervidae. Gene Ontology annotation, molecular function: olfactory receptor activity; G protein-coupled receptor activity. Gene Ontology annotation, biological process: G protein-coupled receptor signaling pathway.
AUGCAGAACAGAGUACCAUACAGAGGACAUACGACAAAUGUGAGCCUAGUGAUGACGUUCAUCCUCUCGGGCCUUCCCCACGCACCAGAGCUGGACACGGUCCUCUUUGGAAUCUUCCUGGUGAUCUACGUCCUCACUGUGGUGGGAAAUCUUCUCAUCAUGCUAGUGAUUAUAGUGAAUCCCCACCUGCACACCCCCAUGUACUACUUCCUGAGCAACCUGUCCUUCAUUGACAUGUGGUACUCCACGGUCACUACGCCGAAAAUGCUGAUGACCCUAGUAUCUCCUGAAGGCAGUCCUAUCUCCUUUUCCAGCUGCGUGGCCCAGUUCUACUCCUUUGACUUUCUGGGCAGCACCAAGUGCUUCCUCUACACCGUCAUGUACUAUGACUGCUACCUGGCCAUCAGUUACCCCCUCAGAUAUGCCAGCAUGAUGAGUGGGAGGAUGUGUGCCAUUCUGGCCACAACUACAUGGCUCAGUGGCUCUCUGCACUCUGCUGCCCAAACCACACCGACAUUCCGUUUGCCCUUCUGCAGACCCAACCAGAUCCAGCAUUACAUCUGUGAUGCACCGUCUAUCCUCAAACUGGCCUGUGCAGACACGUCCACCGUGGAGAUGGUGAUCUUUUUCAACAUUGGGUUGGUGACCUUGGGCUGCUUUCUUCUUACUGUGCUGUCCUACAUGUCUGUCGUCCAUUCCAUCCUGAAGAUCUGCACCUCGGCGGGGAGAGGGAGAGCCUUCCAGACCUGUGCCUCCCACUGCACUGUGGUCCUUUGCUUCUAUGCUCCCCUUGUUUUCAUUUACCUGAGACCAGGCUCCAAAGUUGUGGAUAGGAUUGUGGCUGUUUUCUACACUGUGCUGACACCCCUUCUGAACCCUGUGGUCUACACCCUGAGGAACAAGGAAGUGAAGAAAGCUCUUUGA